AUGGCCUCCAUAUCAAAGACCGUGUUUUCUUAUGUAGCUAAUAGUAGGACUCCUAGUGAGGCUUGGUUUGCACUAGAGAACUAUUUUGUGACAGAAUCUAAGGCUAGAAUAGUUAGUCUUCGAAAUACUCUUCAAACUAUGAAAAAAGGAAGUUUGAGUGUGCAUGAGUGUAUUCAAAGGAUAAAAGAUAUUUUUGAUGCCUUGGCUUUAAGUGGUCAAAAUAUUGUUGAAGAUGACUUGAUUAAUUACAUACUGGAGGGGCUAGGACCUGAAUUUGAACCUAUUCUCAUGCAUAUCAUGGCUAGGAUAAAUGCGUCAACUGAGAAAUUAAGUUUACGAGAUCUUAAACUGAUUUUACAGAAGUAUGAAGGGAGAUUGAGUAGAUUUCCUUGUGAGUUGAGCCACAGUACAACAAAUUUGAUGACAAAUAAGAGUUCACUGAGCGUUGGAGAAUUUGAUGAAAAUAGAAGCAUAAGGCCUGGGGUACCUGGUACAGGCUACUCAUAUCAAGGAAGUGGCAAGGGUAGGUUUGGAAAUAAGUCAAAAUUAUCUAGAACCAGUUUACAAGCCCUAGUGGCUAAUCCCAAUACAGUGGAAGAUAUAAGCUGGUAUAUGGAUUUGGGAGCCUCAGAUCAUGUCACUUCCAAAUUAGAGCAGUUAGUUAUGAAGGAGGACUACUCAAGCAGUCAACAACUUCAAGACAAGGACACCAAGCUGGUGCUGUUGCAAGGGAUACUUAAAAAUGGAUUGUACCAGUUCCAGUUCCUUUCUAUAGUUUCCAGAGCUGUUGGUUUUCAAACAAAUACAGUUUCUGAUAUUUCAUUGAGUUCUACAAUAAAUCUAAACAAACUUUCAGAUUUUCAAUCAAACAUUAUGUCUGAUUUUUCAUUGAAUCAUACAGUGAAUAUGGAUGAAUUUUCUGAUUUUAAGAGCUCUAAAAAUAGUGAUGGUGUUCCGUUGUUUACAAAUUCAGCUACUAAAGCUUCUCACAAUGCACAUGACACCAAUACAACUAACCCUCAACCCUUGCCCUCUAUAGAUCACAUGUACCCUCUUACCUUACCAUCUACAAAUCAUAAUCCUACCAUACCUUCCUCAAGCACUCAUACCACAGGUCAUCUAGAAGUUGCAUUCCUUAAGAGUUCAAAAUUUAUAGCUACUACUCCUAAACAUGUUUCCAUUCAUCCUAUGCUCACAAGAGCCAAGACAGGCCAUCUUCCAGCUCCUAGAACUUUCUCAUUCCUAUCUGAAUCAGUGCCUAAGGAACCUUUGUCAGUAUAUGAAGCUCUAAAUCACCCUAGCUGGUUUAAAACUAUGGAGGUGGAAUAUGAAGCAUUGGUUAAAAACCAGACAUGGGAAUUAGUUCCACCUACUAAUGCUCAGCGCCUAGUUAGUUAUAAGUGGGUUUACAAAACAAAAUUAAAUGUUGAUGGAUCCGUGCAAAAAUUAAAGGUUAGGUUGGUGGCUAAGGGGUUCCAACAGACUGUAGGGAUUGAUUAUCUAGAUACUUUUAGUCUUGUAGUUAAGGCAGUAACUAUUAGGAUAGACAUUAACAAUGCCUUUCUUAAUGGGGAUUUACAAGAUGAGGUAUACAUGAGUCAACCUCAAGGGUUUGUUGACAGUUCUAGACCGUAUUAUAUGUGUAAACUGAAGAAGGCACUGUAUGGACUAAAACAAGCUCUUAGGGCCGGGACUGCUGCUAUUCCUGGGCAGCUUGGACAUUGGCAGGAUUUCAUCCAAAUGGCUGCACUGCUGCACAGUCAGGAAAGGCAGAGUAGCAGGCAGACUGGUAGUGCUUGCUUCUUCCGAGAACUGAACAGACAGCUUUCUUGUGCAGACUUCAGCUCCAGAAAAAAAACAGCUCAAGAGGAAACACAGCAAAAAUAA
Messenger RNA from Mangifera indica (mango), 1887 nucleotides. RefSeq lists its product as uncharacterized. Lineage: Eukaryota; Viridiplantae; Streptophyta; Magnoliopsida; Sapindales; Anacardiaceae. The coding region runs from base 1 to 1887 and encodes 628 amino acids. The record is from RefSeq and is a predicted model, not a curated record. The transcript has 8 exons.